GGGGAUGCAGUCCCGGCCCGCCGUGCCGGCAGCCGAGCGGGGCCGGGCCGGCGAUGAGCGCCGCCGCCGCCGCCAAGCCAAUACUUUACAGCUAUUUCCGAAGUUCCUGUUCUUGGAGAGUGCGAAUCGCACUGGCUCUGAAAGGAAUUUCCUAUGACCUGGUCCCAGUGAACCUCAUUAAGGAUGGAGGACAGCAGUUUUCUGCUGAAUUCAAGGCACUGAAUCCAAUGCAGCAAGUCCCAGCCUUGAAAAUUGAUGGCAUCACCCUUUCUCAGUCGCUAGCUAUAAUUAAUUACCUAGAAGAGGUGCAUCCUAACCCCAGGCUCCUGCCCCAAGAUCCAAAGAAGAGAGCCCAAGUCAGAAUGAUUGCUGACCACAUUGCCUCUGGCAUUCAGCCACUCCAGAACCUGAGUGUCCUGAAACAAAUGGGGGAGAAAAAAAUUGAAUGGGCUCAGAACUGUAUCACAUCUGGCUUUCAAGCACUGGAGCAGAUUCUGCAGCACACUGCUGGACGCUACUGUGUGGGGGAUGAAGUUUCCAUGGCUGAUCUGUGUUUAGUUCCUCAAGUUGCCAAUGCCGAAAGUCCUGCAGAACUUCACCACUGAGUUUCAACACCACCAAGUUUCCCAGAGACUGCAGAACAGCCUAAAGAACCUUGGCAUUGACCACACAUGUAUGUGGCUGAUCUUACUGCUUUGGGACAUGACCAACUUCUGUAUUUUAUGUGCAGCUUUUCUUCUGGCAUUGGCCCAUAGUGUUUUCUGUGUGAUCAUAAAUGGUUUUAAGGUGUUUUCCAGUGACUCAGUACAAAAGAUUCAUAGAAUCAUAGAAUAUGUUGAGUUGGAAGAGGCCCAUCAUGAUCAUUGAGUCCAGCUCCUGUCUCAGGACACCCCAACAAUCAGAGCAGGUGCCUGAGAGCGUUGUCCAAACACUCCUUGAACUCUGUCAGGCUUGGUGCUGUGAUCACGUCCCUGGGGAGCCUGUUCCAGUGCUCAACCACCAUCUGGGUGAAAAACUUUUCCCUUAUACCCAACCUAAACCUCCUGUGACUCAGCUUCAGGCCAUUUCCUUGAGUCCUGUCACUGGUCACAAGAUUGAAAAGAUCAGUGCCUGCCCCUUGUGAGGAAGUUAUAACUGCAAUGAGGUUUCCCUUCAGUCUCUUCUUCUCCAGCCUGAACAGACCAAGUGACCUCAGCCACUCCUCACAUGGCUUCUCCUCCAGACUCAUCACCAUCCUCGUGGCCCUCCUUUGGAUGGUCUUUAAUGGCUUAAUGUCUUUUUUAUAUUGUGGUGCUGAAAACUGCCCCAGCACUGGAGGUGAGGCUGCCUCAGUGCAGUUCAGAGCAGGACAAUCCCCUCCCUUGCCUGGCUAGCAAUGCUGUGCCUGAUGCAACCCUGGCUGCCAGGGCACUGCCUGGCUCAUGUUCAACUUCCCAUCAACCAGGAUCCUCUGGUCCCUUUCUGCACUGCUGCUCUCCAGCCUCUCAUUCCCUAGUCUAUACACAACACACCAACUAUGAAAUGUUGUAAAAUUGGUGUUUUAUAUCAGCUACUAUUAUUUCUCUGUUAGAAGUGAAGUGUGUCACUCUAUCAGCAAUAUCUAGGGACUUGAUAGGUGAUCAAGUGGGUUUUUUUCCAAAGGAAGAAAAAACCCAAACACCUUAACUAAAUUUCUCAGGCCUGAUUCAAGUGCUGUAGAAAGGCCACAGUAUGGUUCUUCAUUUCAUCCAUGACAGGUUAAAGGAAGGAACAGCCCUCUCCAAGCUGCUAACUGAGAGAGCAUCUUGCUCUGACAGAUACCAAGCCCUACUGUUCUGUCUCCCUGUGCUCGACCUGCUUGAAUAAAACAGCUUUGCAGUUCCCCCCAACCCUGAUGGACACACUCUCUUUUGAGAAAGGUGACUGUUUUCUCCCCUUCUCAGGGCCCAAAGCAGCAACAACUCUGCUCCUUGCCGACUCCUCCAGAAAGCCACUGUGCUCCAAGCAGUGCUCUUCCAAUCCACUCCUCCUGCUCCCAGCUUGGGCUGCUCUGUUGUAGACUGACUGCUUCCUCUCUUACCAUUUUGGCCUACUAAGUGCUCUGGAGCAGUGAAUCAGUAAGCAGAGAUAGCUAAAAGUAAGCUUGAAUAUAGAGCAAAUUGUACAGCAUUACAAUAUACCCUUAGUAGGAAAUAUGCAGCCCUUCUAUGAGAGCAAAAUCUUUGGCUUUAGCUACCCCAAAUAAUUCUGUCCGUCAUUUCCUGUCAAUAGAAGGAAUGGACCAAGUAGAGGCGCUUUACCUGGAUGAUUUAAAAAUAAAACUCAGAACUUUUCUAGUAUCACCAUGGAAAAAUCAUUUUGUGUCUCUGCAAAGAGGUAUCAAAAUGUAAAUACAGCAGUAUUCUUAGAAAAGAGAACGAAGUUAAAAGUAUUAAAAUAAACAACAGUUACAAAUAAACAUGUCUUAAAAUUCA
Molecule: messenger RNA, 2453 nt
Organism: Taeniopygia guttata (zebra finch)
Lineage: Eukaryota; Metazoa; Chordata; Aves; Passeriformes; Estrildidae
Gene: GSTZ1
Product: glutathione S-transferase zeta 1
Biological process (GO): glutathione metabolic process; L-phenylalanine catabolic process
Cellular component (GO): cytoplasm; mitochondrion
Molecular function (GO): maleylacetoacetate isomerase activity; glutathione transferase activity
Source: RefSeq, a predicted model, not a curated record